Messenger RNA from Platichthys flesus (European flounder), 2227 nucleotides. Its product is annotated as C-type lectin domain family 17, member A-like. The record is from RefSeq and is a predicted model, not a curated record. Gene Ontology annotation, cellular component: cell surface. Gene Ontology annotation, molecular function: (1->3)-beta-D-glucan binding; pattern recognition receptor activity. The coding region runs from base 222 to 1271 and encodes 349 amino acids. Gene Ontology annotation, biological process: positive regulation of cell migration; positive regulation of wound healing; positive regulation of lymphocyte activation. Lineage: Eukaryota; Metazoa; Chordata; Actinopteri; Pleuronectiformes; Pleuronectidae. The transcript is spliced from 8 exons.
UGAAUAAAAAACAUGACAAAACACUGACUUUGAUAACUUCCUCAGUUCCAGACGUCCAACUGGGAAGGGACAACUCAAACCGUGUGUAAAAACAAGCUGCAGCUUCGUCCAGAAAGAACAUGUCAUAUGUAAAUUGAGAAACUGCGGUUUACGUGUUAGGUGCUGAAGGAAGAGGAACCUCAUUUGUUCUCUAUGAGAACGGUGAUGAACGGAGUUUAAGGAUGGAGGAAGAACUCAAUUAUGCUUCUGUGGUUUUCAAAAAUGGUGGUAGUCCUCAGAAAGAAAACGAUGAGGACUCUACAAUUUAUUCUACAGUUAAAUCUAAAGUUCCUGCAGCGACUGGAACCAUAAAAGCAGCUGGAGGAACAGUAGCAGCUGGAGGAGCAGCAGCUGGAGGAGCAGCAGCUGGAGGAACAGCAGCAAGUGGAGGAGCAGCAGCAACUGGAGGAGCAGCAGCAGCUGGAGGAGCAGCAGCAGCUGGAGGAGCAGCAGCAGCUGGAGGAGCAGCAGGAGGAGCAGCAGCUGGAGGAGCAGCAGCUGGAGGAGCAGCAGCGGCACACUCCCGGCACUUUGUCCUGCUGCUGGUGUGUUUGGGGAUUCUCUGCGUCCUGCUCAUGGCGUGCAUCGGCGUCAUCAUCUACAUCUUCGGGGUCAUGAAGGCCCAGGAAGCUGUCGCAGAAAACGUCAUCCACCUCGAGAAGGAAAUUCAUCAGCUGGUGAUGCAGAAAGAAAUCCUAGCGAACGAGACCGAGGUGCUGACCCGAGACAGAGAUGAUCUCAACAGGACGCUCGGAGUCAUCAUGACGUUCCAAAACUUCCCAGUCAGUUCAUUCUGCCCAGACAAAAACUGUCAGCCGUGCCGGGAGAGUUGGAUUCCGUUCCAGGAUCACUGCUACCUGUUUUAUAAGCCAUCCAAUCCCUGGUACGUAUGGGAGCGGGCACGAACAUUUUGUCAAGACCUUGUUGGAGACUUGGUUGUUGUCGAGAGUUUACAAGAGCAGGAAUUCAUCAAUAAUCAGACCAAGUACUACUACGACGAAUUUCAUGGAUACUGGAUGGGAUUGCGUCAAAUUGAGGACACGUGGAUCUGGAUUGAUGGACGCAAUGAGACUGAGGGGUACUGGAAUCAGACGAAAUUUAUUUACGGUGGUACAUAUGCGAUGACAUUCCCUACGCAUAAUGCAACAGCCAGCUGGGGCCCAGCAAAGGGGAUGAUGAAGAACAAAUUCAUCUGUGAGCAUGAAGCCCUCAUCAGGACUCCAGUCAGUUAGCAUAUUGGGUUUUCUUGUUCCAAACUCUGCUGGCAAAUUACAUUUUACAAAACGGUUGCACCAGUUUGGAUAAUGUAAAUGCACACGCACACACAAAAUAGUGGAUGCAACACAAGGAAAAAAACAAACUGUGUUUGGCGAGCAAGUGUUCAUUCUAUAUAUCUAUGAUUUUGUGUUUUUAUAAGCUACUGUGUACGAUCAAUUUGGAUGAAUAUAUUUUAAUGUGUGAAAAGUGUAGAGACAAGAAGCCACAACCUGAUUUUCACCGAAGGUUUAAGAUCUGUUGCGAUGGAGGUUGGAGAUUUGACUUGUCGGUCAAUUUAAUAUUAAUGACUUUUGCUUAGACUAUCGAGUCUACUACUGAGUCACUGAUUUAGGAUUUGUGUUUUCAGAUCUCCAGUAAAAAUUUGUAAACUGUUGUAACAAAUGAUCUGUUCUUGUGUCCGACGUGUUGCAUGUUGUGUACGUGAAACUCCGGAAGUUUGCGUUUUGCAAACUGUCGUCUGACACAAGUUAGUGGUUUUACAGAACAAAUGUCGAGAUGAAUUCUGCACGCUUCAUAUUACAGAGUCAGUGUUAAAUAAGGUUGUUUUGUCACAUUCGAGUCUAAUCUGUUGUAAACUCAAGUGUUGACACACAAGCUGAUGUCCUUCCCGACCUGUCGCAACCUCUGAGUGGUGACAGGUACAGAGCCGAGGUCACAGGACGUGUGACCACAGAGGAAAUAAUCUGUGAUUUUUAAGGUUGUAAGAUCCUGAACUCUAAAGGUCACAGUUACAACAUUUAUAUACUGAUCCUGUUGAACUGAGAAUAUUUUUGAUGCUGUUUUAAACUGUGUUUUUCACUGUCGACUAACUGGAGACUUGAUAUGUGGAAUGAUGUAGUUUCUACAUAAACACCAUUUAAAGUUUUUCCUGUAUUUAUAUGAUUUGCAAGUAAAUUUUUUCCUUUCGCAA